Messenger RNA from Durio zibethinus, 2283 nucleotides. NCBI's taxonomy places the organism in Eukaryota, Viridiplantae, Streptophyta, Magnoliopsida, Malvales, Malvaceae. The record is from RefSeq and is a predicted model, not a curated record.
AAGCAAUAAAAAAAGCCCAGCUUUCACUUCCCUUCCAUUACAAUAUACCGCGUGGAAAAACAAAAGCAACUCUUCAACCAGUAACCACUUCCUAUCAACUAUUUCACUAUCCACUCUCUUCCUAAUUCCUCCCAUUAAUCUUUUUCUUUUCCUUCCCUUCCCCUUUGUAUAAUUCAACUCUUUCUUUUCUUUGCUUAUUCAGCUCACUUUCCCAUAAAAAAUUAUCUUUUUUUUUUGUUUAAUUUUAUUGUGUCAGUGCUUGUUUCUUUGCUGAAGGGUCUUUUCCGUUUUCUGUUAUCUCUCCGUGUUUCUCUAAUAAAUUUUUUAUUUUUAUUAAAAUUUUGUUGGUGGGGGGUGUCUGCAAAAAACAUGUGGGGCUUUGUUCUUUGCCUUCCAUUAAAGGGCAGUUCUUGAUGGUUUUUGGAUCUGCAAUCCGUGAUUUUUGGGUGGGUUUAUUGUUUUAAAACUGGGAAAAUAAGUAAAAUUCCUGACUUUGGGUACUUCAAUGUACGCAAAGGCAUGUCCUUUGUAACUUUUUGUUUUUCAGCUAUGAAAAGUUGGGUUUUUUAAAAGCUUUUUCUGUUUACUUCAAAUGUGGGAUUUCCAAAAGGGGUACUUUUUGUUUAGUCAAUAGAUGGUAGUUGUUUAAUUCUUGUUCUAAAAGGGGUGGUUUCAAACGAUGGGAUCUGGAAAUGGGUUCUUUUCAACUCAAGAUUUCAAUUUAGAUGCUAAGUGGUUGAUUGAUCCUCAGCAGCUUUUUGUUGGUCCUAAGAUUGGAGAAGGUGCUCAUGCUAAAGUAUAUGAGGGAAAUUAUCUCAUGUUUUUUAGUCCAUUGGAUGCAUUUAGAUACAAGAAUCAGAAUGUUGCUAUUAAAGUUGUUCGAAAUGGGGAAACCUCUGAAGAGAUUGCAAGGAGAGAAGGAAGGUUUGCGAGGGAAGUUGCUAUGUUAUCGAGAGUUCAACACAAAAAUCUAGUGAAGUUUAUUGGAGCUUGCAAGGAGCCGGUCAUGGUGAUAGUAACUGAGCUCCUACUAGGCGGGACAUUGCGUAAAUACCUUCUGAAUAUGCGGCCAAAGUGCUUGGACGUGCAUGUAGCAAUUGGGUUUGCACUUGAUAUUGCUCGUGCAAUGGAAUGCUUACACUCUCAUGGGAUCAUUCAUCGGGACCUGAAACCUGAGAACUUGAUCUUGACUGAAGACCAUAAAACAGUUAAACUAGCAGAUUUUGGUUUAGCCAGGGAAGAGUCAUUAACAGAAAUGAUGACUGCUGAAACUGGGACAUACCGAUGGAUGGCUCCUGAGCUUUACAGUACAGUCACAUUAAGGCACGGAGAGAAAAAGCAUUACAAUCAUAAGGUGGAUGCCUACAGCUUUGCUAUUGUGUUGUGGGAACUCAUCCGUAACAAGUUGCCUUUCGAAGGCAUGUCAAAUUUACAAGCAGCAUAUGCAGCUGCUUUUAAGAAUGUUAGGCCUAGUGCUGAGGGCCUUCCAGAAGAUUUGGCAUCAAUUGUGACUUCAUGUUGGCAAGAGGAUCCGAAUGCUCGGCCAAAUUUCAGCCAAAUCAUACAGAUGCUAUUACACUAUCUCUCAACCAUUUCACCACCGCAGCCUGUGAUGCCUCCUCAGAGAAUAACUUCUGAGAAUGCUGUAUUGCCACCAGAGUCUCCUGGUACAAGUUCAUUGAUGGCUGCAAGAGAUGACAUGGGAGAAACCACAAAAGCCACCGAGCAAGACAAGCCAAGAGGUUUCUUCUUCUGCUUUAACCAGUGUUACUGAUCCCUUGAAGGCGCAAUUUCGUUCUCAAGGGCAUCACAAAUUAAUUUUUAGGUGAAUUCAAUAAGGUAAUUAGUCUCUCAGAUAUUAGAAAGAAUACAAACUUGGUAAGAAAAAAAAUUGUCAAAUCUAAUCAGAAGAUUAGUUUAGUUCUAUUAUAUGACAGAAAGCUGUCUGUAAUCUGAUGUAUCUGUUUAACUUUGCAUACUGCCUUAGUGCUUUACAUUAAUUUCAGUAUGCCCUGACCAAGAUGGAUCCAUAACUUCUGGGGGUAGGGGUUGCUGUGAUGGAAAUAUGAAUGUAAAUAAGGUGCAUCCGAAAGCCUUUGCUCCUGUUUUCUUCUUUAUAAUUUGCAUAAGUUUGUCGGUUCGGAAUUGUUGAAAAUUUAUUCAAUGUGGCUUCUACAUAUGCUGAAUCCAAAUUAAUAACUUCAACAGCUAUGUUCGUAAUCUUGAUUGUGUAAUUGAUAUGACUUGGUAAGUGUAUCCGAAUCAAGUAAAAUGUUAAAAGUU